AUGCGUGUCUCUACUCUUACUGGUAGUCUGCUUCUAGCAGCUACCCCUCUUGUCUUUGCUGCUUCUCCGUCUGAUCCGGUCAAAAAUGCAAUCUACAAGGAUCCAAAGGCGAGUGUUGAGGAUAGAGUCGCUGACUUGGUGUCGAGGAUGACGUUGGAUGAGAAGAUUGGUCAAUUGAUGCAAGGUGAUAUGUCCAAUUGGUUGAACAUUAACACCGGCGCAUACAAUCGAACCGGCCUUGAGGUAAACUUUGAAUACAAACAAGGAUCCUUCUAUGUCGGAUUCCCUAUUCUCUGGAGCUGGAUGCUUGAUAACGUCAAGCGUGGACAGCAAUACUUGGUUGAGGAGACUCGACUGGGUAUUCCGGCCUUCGUUCAAACCGAAGGUCUCCACGGAUUCCUACUCCCCAAUGCUACGAUCUUCAACUCCCCAAUCGGCUUUGGAUGUUCUUUCAAUCCCGAACUUGUCCAAAAGGCCGCUGAUGUUAUCGCAAAGGAAGCUGCGGCUUUUGGUGUAAACCAAUUGUUCGCUCCGGUCUCGGAUCUUGCCCGUGAGCUCCGAUUCGGUAGAGUCGAGGAAUGUAACUCCGAAGACUCUUUCCUUGCUGCCGAGAUCUCUACUGCUCUCAUUAAGGGUUUCCAGAACCGUGGGGUUGCUGCUAUGCUUAAGCACUUCGUCGGUGCUAGUGGUCCCGAGGGCGGUAUUAAUACCGCCCCAGUUCACGGUGGUGAGCGAGAGCUCCGAACUACUUGGCUCCACGCCUUCAAGAAGCCAAUUGUUGAAGGUGGUGCUAUGGCUAUCAUGUCUGGAUACACUGCUUAUGACGGCGUACCGACUGUUGCGGAUCACCAUGUUCUCACUGACAUUUUGAGAAACGAGUGGGGCUACAAGUACUAUGUCAUGAGCGACGCCGGUGCCACCGAUCGUCUUGCGGACGCUUUCAAAAUCUGUCCACCGAAGAACACACAAGCCGGCCGCGAGUGUAUCACUAAGAAGAUUCUCGAGGCUGGUAACGAUGUUGAGAUGGGUGGUGGUUCCUUCAACUUCCGGUCGAUUACCAACUUAACUAAGAAUGGACAGCUUGAUAUCGCAGUUGUUGAUACUGCAGUUGCGAGACAAUUGAGGGCUAAGUUCGCUAUCGGAUUGUUUGAGAAUCCAUAUGCAUCUGUUCCUACCUCGCAGGUUAACAGGACUGUUCACACUGAAAGGAACCUUGCCGUUGCCAGGGAGUUGGAUCGUGAAUCUAUUGUUCUUCUCGAGAAUCAUGAUAAGGCUCUCCCAAUCUCUAAGUCUGCCAAGGUUGCUGUUAUUGGUCCUAUGGCCCAUGGAUUCAUGAACUACGGAGACUACGUCCCAUUCCAGUCCUCUCAGCGCGGUGUCACCCCAUAUGACGGUAUCAAAGCAGCCAUCGGUGCCAACAACGUCGUCUAUGCUAAGGGCUGCGAACGUUGGUCCAACGAUGACUCCGGUUUCCCAGAGGCUAUCGCCGCCGCCGAAUCCGCUGAUAUUGCCGUCGUCGUCGUCGGUACCUGGUCUCGUGACCAAAACGAACUUUGGCAAGGUCUCAACGCCACCACUGGUGAACACGUCGACGUCCACUCUCUCAAUCUAGUCGGUGCUCAAAGGAAACUCGUCCGUGCCAUCGCUGAUACUGGAAAACCCACCGUUGUUGUAUUCUCCUCUGGUAAACCAAUUACCGAGGAUUGGAUCGCAAACUCCACAUCUGCUCUUGUUCAACAAUUCUAUCCAUCUGAACAAGGUGGUCAUGCUCUUGCCGAUGUUUUGUUCGGUGACUACAAUCCCUCCGGAAAGCUUUCCGUUUCCUUCCCACAUGACGUUGGUACCACUCCUUCUUACUACGACUACCUCAACUCCGGCCGAAGCUGGCCAGAUCCAGGUAAAGAAUACGAAAACGGUACUCUCGUCUUCGGCCACAACUACGUUUUGAACAACCCAGUUCCAUGGUACCACUUCGGAUUCGGCCGUUCCUACACCACCUUCAAAUUCAGCAAUAUCAAGCUAAACAAGAAGACCGUCGGAUACGCUGAAGCUCAAAAGGACGGAACCAUCACUGCCAUUGUUGAUGUUACAAACACCGGUGAUCGCGAAGGACAGGAAGUCAUUCAGAUCUAUAUCCGUGAUUUGGUCAGCAGUGUUGUGCAGCCGAAUCAGUUGUUGAAGGGGUUCAAGAAGGUUAAUCUUAAGCCCGGUGAGACUAAGAACGUUAGGGUUAAGAUUGAUGUAUCGGAUUUGGGGGUUUGGGGACUUGGGAUGAAGUAUGAAGUUGAAAGAGGAGAGUUUGAGGUUGCGGUUGGAAGUAGUGCUGUUGAUAUUCAUGGUACUGCUAUCUUUGAGGUUGUUUAG
This is a messenger RNA of Orbilia oligospora ATCC 24927, 2364 nucleotides long. RefSeq lists its product as uncharacterized. NCBI's taxonomy places the organism in Eukaryota, Fungi, Ascomycota, Orbiliomycetes, Orbiliales, Orbiliaceae. The transcript has 3 exons. Bases 1 to 2364 code for a protein of 787 amino acids. The record is from RefSeq and is a predicted model, not a curated record. Gene Ontology annotation, biological process: glucan catabolic process. Gene Ontology annotation, molecular function: beta-glucosidase activity.